Molecule: messenger RNA, 1638 nt
Organism: Suillus subaureus
Lineage: Eukaryota; Fungi; Basidiomycota; Agaricomycetes; Boletales; Suillaceae
Product: RNA polymerase I associated factor, A49-like protein
Exons: 8
Coding region: 75-1361 (428 amino acids)
Biological process (GO): transcription elongation by RNA polymerase I; nucleolar large rRNA transcription by RNA polymerase I; RNA polymerase I preinitiation complex assembly
Cellular component (GO): RNA polymerase I complex
Molecular function (GO): DNA binding
Source: RefSeq, a predicted model, not a curated record
CUGACAACUUGUGUUGUGUUGUAAAAAGUCACGAGCUGCGGCAGUGAGCCCGAUCUUCCAGCCAGCGGUCACUAAUGGCUGCAAUGGCAACUUCCAAGAAGCGCAAGCGCGAGUUAGAUGACACUCAAAGGGUGUCCUUUGCGCUCUCAGACCAGCCUGCAACGCAGCUGGGCCCCGUUCUUGCUAAUUUCCCCUCCGUCAAGCCCAUAAAAUCCACCUCUUUCAAAUGUUACAAGACACAAACACAAAAGCCGACGACGGACAAUGAGGAAAUGCCGUUCGUUGAGAUCCCGAUGCUAAUUGCGGGCGAGACGGAAGCCGUGGAUUUUUACUCCUCUGAGGAAACACAACGGGGUUCACUGGGAAGCAGAUACCUUGUCGGAGUGCAUAAUAAACGCACCGGCGUCACAACCCUUCGAGCCGCUCCGUUGCAUAUCCUCACACACGAAGUUAAAGCCCUUAAGGGUCUCCAACCUGCUGCUGUCUCUACUCUUCAGCGGCUUGAGGCCCGCGCGGCACUUGGCGAAACGUUCGGAACCAAAAAGGCGAAACUAGCCAUCCGCGCACAAGAGCGCAACAAAGUCGACGUUUCUGCCAUGGAAGGUGUUGCAGAUCACCUCCAAGAGAGUAUUCUAAAGAACACAUCUACACUACCAUCGAAAGAGGAAGCAAAAGCGAAUGCGGACAGUACUCGUUUAGUUCCUCAGUACGACAUUGAUGCUCUCAAUCCAAACGACAUAUAUCCCUUGCACAAUAUGGUUCCUAAGCCUGAAUGGAAGGCACUGUCCAUUUCUACUUACAUGAGUGCAGGCGGUAGUGCCGAGCGGGUCGCUCUUCUCCCCUUCAAGCGUUCCAACUGGAUCAAUGAUCACUUGACGCUUGCAUUUGCCUCUCCCUCACCAAACAAGACCACUAUAAAAAUGCUCAUAUACAUCUCGACAAUGAUUGCCUUCCACAAGGCCACCUUUAAAAAUGUCAACAAGGACGUCAUUCAACAGAAACUGCCGAUGGUUCCUAUCGUUGUCAUUGAUGGACUUCUAUCACGGUUUACAGAGACUGCACGCGGGUCCGUAGAGGCAAGAAAGACAUCUGAAAAAGGGACUAUGCUUCUGACACACAUGUUUGCAUUAUGCCUUCACGUCGACGAUUUUGCAACCGACACAAGCGUUCUCGCCGCUGAUUUGAGCAUGGAACCGGCGAAAGUCAAUAUGUUGUUCAGGUCCCUGGGUUGCAAAAUCAACAAGCUAACACCGUCCGACUUGAGGCGUCUGGGUCUGCCCGAUUCUGCGGGAGAGGUCAAAAGGGCUAUUCUAAAGACACCUCUAGAGUUCCCGAAACCCCGGAUGAGACGGCGGACGUAAGAUUGGAGUGGCUGAUCUUUACUUUCUUCCACGGAAUCAAGGAAAAAAUUACUAGGUCCUGGGAGGUGUUGGAGCAAUAGUGUCUGAGUAACGAAGACUAGUGCCUAGUUAAGUCUAUCUCACGUCGUCCAGUCAUUUAGCAUGUUUCAUUGUUUGCUCCUGUUCCUCGUUCUGUGCAUCAGUGAAGCAUCAGCAACUUGCAGAGAAAGACAACGCGUCGUAUCUGCUAAGUGAGCGAGAGUGGAUUUAAGUCUAGUGACUCUUGAAAGCUAAUAGA